ACCACAUGUCAACUUUGUUUACAUUCUGGAAUCGAUUGAACAUGCACAUUUAAUACGUUUAUUCAGAUGAAAUAUUGCUCAUUUUCCAGACUUGUUGUAAAUCAGUAAUGUGAUAUCUUAUGCAAUUUCACACGGAACUUAUUUACACGAUUAUUUCGUAAUAAUCUCGUUCUCUGCUUAAUUAAUUAUCAUUAUAAACAUUUACACAUACAUGCAUCAUUGACAGUCGUCAAGAUCUCAACCUGUGUAUUGUCUGCUAAGUAAAUUCAUAUUACAAUAUCUCAUUUACUUAUAUACUGGAUCUGGUGUGAUUUGUAUUGCUUUACAUUGUGAAAGGGAAUCUGCCGCGAGUUGCAAUCGAAUGACCUUCAUAUUCAGCAUUGAACGGCUCUAUCGCUGAUGUAAUUUAUGAAUACAUGCAGUACAAUCGGCAGUGAAACAAGUAGAUCGGGAUUGUGGUAGAAAAAAUCUCCAAACUUGGAAUUUAAGUGUUUCAACAAAUGUUAUACACCGUCAGUUCUCUAUUGCGUCAUCACAAUCGCCUUAAUUCUUGAUCUUGUAUAAUUAGUAGUCCGGUAUUUGGAGUUUACAAUUGCUUCGGUAUUGCAACAGUCAGACCUCUGUGUAUACUGUUCUUGUGUAUAUGAACAUGGAUAUAUUAAUAAAGUAUUAUAUUUUAACCAGAUAAUUAUCUAUAUGAAUUACAAGUGGUGGAAUCUGCUGGUUGAGAAGUGUACAUAGUCUGUUAUUAUCAUCUACGGAAUGAGCAUGAGUAAAAUUCGAACAGUUACCAAACGAUUGUUCUCCAAGCACCUGUUGGCGACUAACACAGUGACAAGCUGUACGUUAUUGUGCAUUGGAGAUAGCGUCAUUCAACAUAUAGAACGGCUUGACAACCCUGGUGCCACUUUUAAUUAUCACAGGGCAGGUCGGAUGCUGUCAAUGGGAUUCCUGUUUGGCCCCGUGAGCCACGGCUGGUACAAGGUUCUGGAUCGAUUCCUGCCAGGGACUGCCCUGCGCACCGUUGUUAGGAAAAUCCUCGCAGAUCAACUGGUGGCUGGUCCCUUUUUCUGCUCAGCAUUUUUCAUGGGGAUGUCAUUGUUGGAAGGGAAAACAGUCAAGCAGGGCUUUGACGAAGUGAAAUCUAAUUUCAUCACAGUUUACAUGAUCGACUGGUGCGUGUGGCCGCCGGCGCAGUUCAUUAACUUCUUCUUCCUGCCACCCCAGUUCCGGGUCGUGUACGUGUCGACCAUCACACUUCUAUGGAACUGCUUCCUUUCAUGGAUGAAACAUCGGGAACACCAUGAUCACGCAGCAUGAGUGGACACGAGGGAAGGUCCUGCUUCCCGGCGUAUAUAUCAGAGGAAUACAGUGGUUUGAAUCCAGUCCUUUACUUGCCUCAUGCUGCUGUUAUUGCCUCGAAGUGACAGAGUCACUUGUAUACCUGAAUGAUGAACAUUCCGCUUUUAAGACGGGCUGUUCAUAUCUCAGUUGCAAUGUAUUUUGUGACAUUUUUGGCUAUAGUGAUUUCUGGCACUGUUGUUUUUUUUUAAAACGUGAAAUAAGAGGCAAACUAAUUGAUUAUGGUUUUAGUGUUCAUACACAAUAAAGCGUGUUUCAUAUUUUAUUGAUACUCAGUAAUAAAUAAAUGAUUUAACAAUUCAUUCCCUCUAUCGACUUUUGCC
This is a messenger RNA of Mya arenaria, 1685 nucleotides long. Its product is annotated as mpv17-like protein 2. Gene Ontology annotation, biological process: mitochondrial ribosome assembly. NCBI's taxonomy places the organism in Eukaryota, Metazoa, Mollusca, Bivalvia, Myida, Myidae. The transcript is spliced from 5 exons. Gene Ontology annotation, cellular component: cytoplasm; membrane. The coding region runs from base 763 to 1320 and encodes 185 amino acids. The record is from RefSeq and is a predicted model, not a curated record.